This is a messenger RNA of Linum trigynum, 2590 nucleotides long. NCBI's taxonomy places the organism in Eukaryota, Viridiplantae, Streptophyta, Magnoliopsida, Malpighiales, Linaceae. The record is from the annotation of a GenBank genome assembly.
CACAAAAGAAACUUCAAAAUUGAAGGAUUUUUGCAAAGGUUUUCGAAGAAUCAUUCAACAAUACACUGUUCUCGCUUCUUCGUCUAAAAACGAAGGGUUUCCAACUUCAACGAGGCUCAAAAAUCAUUUUUGCACAAAAUAUCAAGGUAAAACCUCGUUUCUUUCUUCGUGAUGUCCCUCCCAAGCUUGAGGAUUUGGUUGAUCGGCUCCAAGCUCUUGAAGCUGAUCUACGGGCUACUCGUCUGUCUCUUGAGUCACCUGCCACCACCUUUACUUCUCAACGUGGCCGUGGUCACGGCCGUCGCGGUGGUACUGCUGGCCGGGGGGCUGGUCGUGGCUCGCCCUCCUAUCCAAGCCCCGACUCCUCAUCCUCGUCUGCUUCCCAGCCUUCUUGGGACUCCUUCUCUGUUCGCAGUGAUGAUGAAUCUUCUCGCGGUCGUCCUCGUGUCUAUUGUCAAUACAGUGACAAGCCUGGGCAUAGCGCCAAAACCUGUUUCAGCUCUUCCCUCACCAGAGACCACCGCAGGCCAACUACACACAACAUCCUCCCUCGUCUCCUCCUACUUCGUCUCAAGGCUCCUGGCUCAUGGACUCCGUGGCCACUCAUCACGUGACAAACAAUCUUGGCAACUUGUCACUUUACUUUGAUUAUAAUGGCCCCGAUGAAAUUUAUCUUGGUGAUGGUUCAGGUUUUCGGAUCACUCAUAUUGAUUCUUCUUCUCUUCUUGCUACUAAUCAAUGCCGCAGUCUACGUGAUGUGCUAUGCGUUCCAUCUAUUAAGCAACAACUGAUAUCAGUUCCUAAAGUGUGUCGUACUAAUCCUGUGUUUGUUGAAUGGGGGCGUCCCUGCUGACUGGAAGGAACAAAGGUGAUACUUACGAAAUUCCUGGUGGCUCUGGAGUUGUUCGCGUCGCCCUUGUCACCACUCGCCACACUCCUGAUUCUUGGCAUCAUCGUUUAGGUCAUCCGUCUUCCAAGUCCUUGUUGCGUCUUCUACGAGUUCACUCUCUUCCUCAUACGGGUCGUUCGGUCUCUCUAUGUAACUCGUGUUUGUCUAAUAAGAGUCAUAAACUUCCCUUUGGGAUUCCAGUUUGUCUAGUAGUCGUCCCUUUGAUCUUUUGUUUUCCGAUGUUUGGAGUCCAGCUCCAGUAUGUUCUGUCGAUGGCUCCUCUUAUUGUUAUUGUCGAUCAUUUUACUCGCUAUACUUGGAUUUACCCUCUUAAAUUCAAAUAUGAUGUCUUGUCUGUUUUUCUUGCCUUUAAAAAGCUAGUCGAAAACUACUUCCAGACCUCUAUUCGCAGAUUCUAUAGAGAUGGUGGGGGUGAGUUUCAAAAACUUAAAUCUGAUCUCUUGGCUCAUGUUAUUACGCAUCUACUCACCCCUUCAUAUACUCCUGAGCUUAAUGGUCUCUCCGAACGCAAACAUCGACAUAUCGUUGAGACGGGUAUUACUCUGCUCCAUCAAGCUAAUCUUCCGUUGUCUUAUUGAUCGUAUGCCUUCACUACAGUUGUCUAUCUUAUUAACCGUCUAUCAUCUUCGUCACUUCGUGGUCAAAUACUUUUCACUGUCCUAUUUAAUGAAGCUCCUAAUUACUCCAAACUUCGUGUCUUUGGUUGUCUCUGUUACCCUUGGUUGAGUCUCUAUAGCUCUAAUAAGCUUGAGCCUCGUUCUCGUCCUUGUGUUUUUCUUGGUUACUCCCACCAGCAAAGCGAUUAUCGCUGUCUCGAUGCUCAGUCCGGUCGUGUGUUUCUUUCUCGUCAUGUACUGUUCCUUGAAACUAAGUUGCCAGUUGUUCUAUCUAUGUCUCCACUACAUUCUGCCGAGUCCACCUCCAUGACUUGGCUUGCCUCUAUGUCUCCUCCUGUUUCGUUCCUCCCAUGCAGGCCACAUGCUUCAGCUCUUUCCAAGUGGCUUCGUCAAACCCGCCUCUGAUUCCUCUCUCUUUGUUUACUUGCAUGAUGGCGUUCUGGUUUAUUUUCUCAUGUACGUCGAUGACUUGCUCCUAACUGGCAACAAUGUCGCAUUCUUGUCUACCUUUCAAACCAAGCUCUCGAAUCGCUUCUCGCUCAAGCAUUUGGAGCAUGUGCAUUACUUUCUUGGCAUUGAAGUCAUUCCCAAUUUAGCUGGCUUCCUCCUGUCAUAGCACAAGUACGUCACAGACCUUCUUCCCCUCUUUCAAAUGAAUGAGGCGGCCCCCGCCUCGACUCCGCUUGCUUCUACCGCUCGGCUUACACUAGCUGAUGGUUCUUUCCCCGGUGGAUACCACUUUGUAUCGUCAAGUGCUAGGAGCGCUUCAAUAUCUUGUCACUACUCGUCCAGAUAUUGCUUUUUCUGUCAACAAGUUAUCUCAGUACAUGCAUUCUCCUACCUCGACACAUUGGUAACAUGUCAAGAGACUCCUGCGUUACAUAGCUGGUACGCGCACUGUGGGUCUUUAGAUUCUUCAUCAGUCCCUGCCUCUUUCACUUCGUAUCUUCUCCAACUCUAAUUGGGCAGGUGAUGUGGAUGACCGUACCUCGACUUCUGGAUUUCUCCUCUAUCUCGGUGAUACUUUACUCUCUUGGAAGUCCAAGAAACAACGUACUGUUGC